Messenger RNA from Clonostachys byssicola, 1026 nucleotides. Lineage: Eukaryota; Fungi; Ascomycota; Sordariomycetes; Hypocreales; Bionectriaceae. The record is from the annotation of a GenBank genome assembly.
AUGUCUACUACGCUGACUCAGUCUAGGUAUAUGUGCACGUGUAUCAUUCUUGGAAACUUGCUCAAUAUCGCCUAUGGCAUCAACCCAGGGUUUUCUGUGCUGGAUGAAUGUGAUGUUGAGCUUCCUGGCGACGAUGAGCUCUGGGAAGCUACAACGCCAUCUCAAUGGGAAUCGCUCAUAGAUAACAAGUCGCGCCCGCCUCUCGUAAGUCUCGGCAAGGCAGCUUCAAUGUUCUUUACGGACUCAGACCGUAUCGAAACCCUACCACGCGGCGGAUGGUCGUGGUCUGCUUUUGCUACAUCAGCCGUGAUUCAUCAAGUAGCGAUUGCAGUCUGGUAUCUGACACAAGGACAACAAGCUUGCAACAACGUGACCCAGGAUGCACGAGAGCGUUCCCGCCCAGAGUCAACGCGAAUUGAGGCCGCCCUCUCUCAAUGUCGGGAGCUACUCAUUAGAAGGAGUGGCGGAAACGACAAAGCUUGGAACGAAGAGGACAGUCCGUUACUCUUCAACGCUUGCGCCAUCCUGCGCGUCUCGUACGGGAGAGCUUUCAUGACAGUCCGGUUCUUGGACCGCUCACUACUAAUCAAGGACAAUCCGCAAGAUAAGCUUGCCAUCUUACAGAGAUAUCACGCGGCCUCGCAGAAACGGGGUCAGCUCAUUACCUUGGCGGUGAAUCGCGCCCUAGAGGGGUUCGCAAUCCCGAUACGUGCAGGUAUCUUCCUGAUACAAAAGACGGCCGCUUUCAAGUGGAGUGUAGAGCAUGCUCUUGCAGCUUGGGAUGCUGCUUUACUUGUGACUAAAUGGGUGCAUGCCAUCGAGACUCUUCAUGAAUCAGGUCGGAUAAUUGCGCCAGAAGAGAAGCAAGUUGUGCAGAAUGUUCGCCAUCUUUUGAAUGAAGUCGACACUGAACAUGCUAGAGGGCAUUCUCUGGCUGCAGCACUUGCUCGUGUCUGGGCUAAUCUAUACGACGAUACCUGGGUCUGGGGAGGUGCGUCUGCAGGAUCUAACACAUUCCAUAUCUGA